Messenger RNA from Cladocopium goreaui, 3484 nucleotides. NCBI's taxonomy places the organism in Eukaryota, Dinophyceae, Suessiales, Symbiodiniaceae. The record is from the annotation of a GenBank genome assembly.
AUGGCUGUGCCUGUGCCCCCUGCUCCACCUGGGGGACCGUAUCCAGCCUCCUAUCCAGGUGCUGGUAGCUUCAGCAAUGUGCUCCCUGCCACCAUCGGCGCCACCUGGCCCACUGCUGGCGGACUGCAGGUGCACCUGGAGGACUGUCUCCCGGCGCCUUCUGCGCGUGUGACACCGCUGGAGUCUCCACGGGGUGUUGGAUCGCCACCGAGAUCUGCCAGAAGAGGGAGAAGUCAGGAGGUUGCGUAUGUUCAGCGUGUGGGCGAUCCAAGUCACUUCAAAGCCCUGGGACCUGAAGCGACCAAAAGAUUGGGACGCGGGGGUCAAAGGACCGAGGCGCCGGAGCGGCGCCGUUCCGCCGCGGUCCAGGCCGUCCCGGCGGCGUUGAGUCUGGCGGAGGUGGCUGCCGCGUCGCAGGCGGAGGUGUUGGCGGCCAAAGAUGUGGAAGGAGAUCAAGAGAUCUUCGAGCUGAGCGUGGCGACGGAACGCAGCCGCUUGCUCUACCGGAUGCUGGCCGCACUUCUCCAAGGGGUAUUGCUGGGCUUGUUGCUGGCUUCUCUAGUGAUGGAGAUGGAACUGACAGAUUUGUUGAACACUUCCGCCGAUCGGCCACUGGCGCCCCUCCGUGGCUUGAUCUUGGCAAUCGUGGAGUGUUGUUUGGCCCUGAACAUCCUACGUGCCUCUGAAGGCUACGAACAGGGCCUUGGCAGCCGGCUCUCAGAGGAGGAGGAGAGCUUUGGACGACGCAGGGCCUGGGCCGCCGUGGCGAAUGCGGCCGUGCUUGGGGUGAUGAACAUCGCUGUCCUGCUGUGCUGUUUGCUGGGCGAAAUGCUGGAUGGCGUUCAGUCCACUCUGCUUCAAGUUUCCACUGGCUUCAGCAUCAUCGCCAUUUGGCCCGCCCUGUUGGAUUUGCUGCAAGUGGCCUCUCAGCUUUUGCCCAGCCACGUUUUGCUGGCGCUGCUCAAACCGUCCAAGGGUGGAGAGCUACUUGGACCUAUUUGCAUGUUUCGAGAAGUUGACAGAACCAACCAGUAUGAAGCCAACGAGGCGCGUGCCGAUGUCAGCAUCGAGCAGGUUGGGGUCCGUAGGGCCCUGGGGCCCCUCGGCAAACCGGUCGCGGCUUUUGAGCCUCUCGGAAUCCUGAAGCCGAUACCAAUUCAACCAUGGCAAGCUCUGGCCAAUGCAGCCAGUUUCGUUUGCAUCUAUGGCCUGAUAGCCUUACUUCCCUGGGCCCUACCAUUGCCAGUGCCCAUCUGUAAUAUGACCCAAUUUAAGCAGCUGCGCGGAGUUGUCGUCACCACAGCACGACCACAUGGCAUAUCUGGUUGGUUUCGACCAAAGAUUGUGUUUUGGGGAACUGGCUGCUCUGGUGGUGUGGAGGGUGCUGCUUGGGAGGUGAGAGUCGUAAAUUCCAUGCAGCUGCUGCUUUGCGACACGGAGUCAAUAUCUCCAGGAUCCCUCGAGGCUUCGCAAGGUUUUUGCCGCUUGGUUCGUCCUGGCUGCAUGAUAUGGGCCUCAGUGCUUGGGGUUCCGGUUUUCUUGGCUGCACUCUUGCAGGUACUUUUGCUCUGUUUCAGCUUCCAUUUCAAUGCUCAGUUGGUGCUGGCUGCACCAGCAAUCACAUUGGCUUUGUGCACUUAUGCUCACCAGGUGACGCAAGCAAGGAAUCCUUUGCAUCAAAGCAUCCAACUGUACAGGGAGCGCAUGAAAACCCAUACAGCCAUUGAUCAUUCAGGCACUGAAGUUGGAGCUUCACGAUCCGUACAUUUCUGCAACUUGCAGGAAUUUUAUUCGACGUUUGAGAUGUUCAUUCUGCAGAGAGACGUGUAUUACGUAGUGAGAAACAUCAUUAUGCCCUUGACACGGCCAUCAAGAUUAUCCUUUGCUGAAAUGACUGGCCCAUGCUCUGCGCAUUUUUUUUUUGUGUCACACACGUGGCAUUGGGAGUUCCACAAUGUCAUGACUUGUCUUUACCAGCAUGGUGAAGGAAAUAGCAGGUACUGGAUGGAUGUAUUUUCAUUCAAUCACCAUCGAAAUGGGGAAGAACAGGCACAGGUCAGCUCCUUUGAAGCUUCUUUCCACAAAGCUUUGUCUAGUCCCCUUUGCCAGGGCCUGGUGGUUCCGUUCCCUCAUGCUGCGGGCUUGGGAGAAUAUCUAUCCCGCAGCUGGUGUCUCUUAGAGCUGUUCAUGGCCUUUCGGCAAAGUAACGAUGUCGAGAAUGUUGAUGCCGGCAUUGAGCGUGUGUCAUUUUGCGCUCCUUCAGGUGCACUGAACCGCGGGCGCUGUAGCCCAGACUUGUGCAUGGAAUGCCUAGCGCUCCUUAGUACCUUGGAUUUCAGGGACGCAACUGCGAAUUUACAGGAAGACAUGAUGAUGAUCGCAGAAUUUAUACAGGACAUUGGAUGGGAGGAAAUCCAUAGGAUCCUGCGUAGAAGCUUUAAGAAAAUCAUUGAAUCUGUAGAGGGUCUUGCAACGCUUCAUGCAGAGAGGGUGAAAAGUCAGUUGCUUUUGAGAAACUUCUCGCAGCUACUUCAACGUAGAGGAAGCAAUACAUCGGAGACGUGCCAUCCCGGGCCGGAGCGAUCCAUCAGUGCAGGGCAGCUUGAUGAGCUUCAGAGUUUCUUCGCAACUGUCUUGGAUAACCGGGAUAUGUAUUGGGUUUGUGAUGAGAUUGUGAAGCCUUUGACACGCGAAAAGCAAGUCUCCUACGCAGAGUUGGUAGGAUGUGGCAUGGUGAGAUGGUUCAUCUCUCACUGGUGGGGGAUGCACUUCAACCUCACUGUGAGGAGUAUCCUCAAUCACGCGAAGGAGCAAACUGGUGAGGACGUGCGCUAUUGGGUUUGCACCUUCAGCAACAACCAGUGGAAGAUGUCUGAGGAAAUUCCGCCCCUUGCACCGCCUUCAGAGUCUUCCUUUUACAAAGCACUUCGGAGUCCUUCAUGCCUCGGAAGCUGCAUGAUUCUUGAUGAGCGUGUGGUGCCACUGUCCCGUGCUUGGUGCUUGUUUGAGCUCCUUCAAACUUUCCUCAUCCAAGAUGAAGUCCCUUCCCGAGAAUCUUUGAACAUCUUGACGUCUUCUGGUGUGAUGAACAGCGGGAAGUGCAGUAUCGAUACUGCUAUGGCCAUAGGAAAGCAAUUGACCAUCUUAAAUCUACAGGAUGCAGGCGCAUCCAAAGAUGCAGACAAGCAUCUCAUCUUCACCGCGGUGGAAAGGGCCGGUGGUUUUGCGGCCAUCAAUGCCAAAUUGAAACUUCGGAUCCGCAAAGUGAUUGGGGUAGUGGCCAACCAGUUUGACCAAGAUUUACGGCAACUUCAUGUAGAACUUGGAAAGCACAAAGUCGCCGCUUUCUGUUGACGUUUAUCACACACACGCACACGGUGCACAAGACACCGGUUCACACGUGCAAAAGAACUCCAGGAGAGUGUUGCAUAUUUUGAGUCUGCAUAGGUGCUGCAAUUCUCCUGUAGAUUCAAGAUGCGUUUGC